Silurus meridionalis is the source of this 6092-nucleotide messenger RNA. It is a transcript of the gene tex2, whose product is annotated as testis expressed 2. The transcript has 13 exons. Gene Ontology annotation, cellular component: endoplasmic reticulum. The record is from RefSeq and is a predicted model, not a curated record. The coding region runs from base 360 to 3647 and encodes 1095 amino acids. Gene Ontology annotation, molecular function: lipid binding. NCBI's taxonomy places the organism in Eukaryota, Metazoa, Chordata, Actinopteri, Siluriformes, Siluridae.
GCGCUUCCACGAGAUCGGUUUUAGAUUGGUCUCGCCUUAGUAAAACCAAUCCGUUUAUUCUCUCCGAUUUUGCUUCCUCGAGCUGCUGUCAUUUCGCUUCUGGAGACAGAAAUGAUCCGACACGGCGCGAGAUUAAUCACAGACGGCGAAUCGAAUGGCAUAAGAGUGAACGAGACGACGUGACGAGGUUUUUGUUUUAUUUUUUCUUAUGAAACGAAAGAAAGACGAAAUAAAGACAUCGAAUGGUUGGUGGAAACCAUGAGGCGUGACACACUGCUGUGGCCCACUGCAGACACAGUAGCAGGGGCAGAUUGAAUGCUACUGAAGUCUCAAGGCUCUGAGCCUUCUGGAGUGCUGCCAUGACCAGUCAGGGAGGCAGCAAUGUGGACACACCCAGCCACCUGCCUUCCUCAUCAUCCACAUUCCUCCGGCCAUCUUCAGGUCCAAAACUACAUGUGCAGCGCUCACUCUCCCGUGAUACAAUCACUAUCCAUUUCUCAACCCAGGGCAAGGAGGAGGAAGAGGAAGAUGAAGAGCUCUACAAGUUGGCUGUGUCCACAUCUGGUUUAGAUAGUGAUGAUCAAGGUGUAGUCACAGCUCUGGAAGCUAGUGAGGAGUUGCUGUUUGAAGGAACAGGACCAAGUUCAGGGAUGUCCCCUGCAUGUUGUGCUAUGACAUCAUCAGUGGUCACCCAUACUCAAAGUUCGGCCUUAGCCAUCCAGCCAGUAUUCACCAGCCUUGGCUCCACCGCAGUUUAUAGCCCUGCUAGCUCUUCCUGGCCCACAGAACACUGGACACAACUCCCUCCACCUGCCACCUACUCUGCCUCUUCCACAUCAUCUCCAGUCAAGUCUUCAGCUGUGCACUCAAAGCCAUUCCUCAGCCUUGUAAGGUCUCUCUCUACUGAAGUGGAGCCUCGUGAAGGUGUCCCUUCUUCAACUGCCUCUCAGCCCAUGCGACACCGACAUCUGAUGAAAAAUCUAGUCAAGUCUUUGUCCACUGACACAGCCCGUUCUGAGCAGGAAACCCCUUCUCACCGACCCUCUGAUUCCCGCCGUAACCUGUACCUUUUCAAACCUUUCACCCAACCUCGUGUCUCCAGCACUGCCAGCGGUGACUCCAAAACAGCACCAUCCUCACCCGUUGCUUCACCCGAUGGUCGUUCUUUCUUCAAGGUACAAGAGGUUGAAGCUCGCAUUGAAGAUACCAGGCGGCGUCUCUCUGAGGUGAUGUAUGAACCGCUACAGCUGCUGAGCAAGAUCAUUGGUGAUGAAGGAGGAAGUUCUGCUGGUGGAGGUAUAGUGACUGGGACAGCAUGGGGGACACAACAUCCCAAAAGUCUCUCAUCGAGUGCAUCAGAGCUCUGUAGUCUUACAGCCCUCAAUGGCCACCUGGAAAGCAAAACUGACUUUUGCAUCAAAGAGGAAGAUGACUUGGAGGGUGACAGUCCAACCGGGGUAGCCACCAAUGUUUCGGUUAUACAUGAGUCACCCUCACUAGGCCUGGACAGGUGCUUUAUGUCGGCCCUGGCUAGGCAAGAAGAUGAAGAGUUCUGCGAGCUAUACAGUGAAGAUUUUGAGUUGUGCACCGACACAGAAGCCGAUGGUGACCCUGGUACCUCAGCUGUCCUCCAGCGGGGUAGCACAGCAUGCAGCGAAGAACCAACUGAGGGGGGUGAGGAGGAGGAGGAGGAGGAGGAGGAAGAGGUGCCUCCUACAGUACCACAUAAUGGACUUAUCCUGCUCAUUUCUGCUGUGUACGGCUACUUUGUUUUGCCGUUACCAUCGUAUAUAGGUGGUGUUUUGCUCGGAGUAGCUGCAGGAUUCAUGCUAGCAAUACUGGUAGUGUGGCUCUCAGCUUCCCGUGGUACUCACUUCAGACGGUGUAAAAGAGAACGCUGGAAUGGGGUACCUUUAGACAUCAAAGAGCCAAUCAUCUAUAAGGGUUGGAUGAACGAGAUUUACAGCUAUGACCCAGAGACGUACCACGCCACACUUACCCAUUCAGUAUAUGUGCGCUUAGAGGGGUCUGUGCUACGUCUCUCCAAACCAAACCGCAAUGUUCCCCGCCGUGCCGCCUUCAACGAGCCCAAACCUGACGUCACGUACAUAAGCCAGAAGAUCUACGAUCUGACCAACAGCAAGAUAUACCUGGUGCCCCACAGCCUGGCAAGAAAACGAGUGUGGAACAAAAAGUAUCCCAUUUGCAUUGAGCUGGUCAGACAGGAUGAUUUCAUGUCGAGGGGGGAUCAGACUGAAGCUGAGGAGGAGAAACCACUUGUUCCAGGUGAAAGGACUGAGGGGGGAAUUGGAAACGAGGAAACCAAACGCUCCACAGACCCUGUUCUGUACCUGUUCGGGAGGACUGGAAGGGAGAAGGAAGAAUGGUUCAGGAGGAUGCUGCUAGCUUCCAGGCUCAAGGCAAAGAUCCAGAAACCCUCUGGCCUGCUUGCAUCUUGCGUCCCCUCUUACAGCAGUGGGAGUAGCCAAGCAGGUGCUUUGUCUCACAGUUGCAGUGGUAGUCAAGGCAGUUUAGAUGACGUGGCACAGUCUAAACCACGGCAGAAAGAAGUCAAACAAAAAGUACUGGACUACAAUGUCUACAUGGCUAAAUACAUCAGCCACUCGUCAGGGAGCCCGAACGCCAGCCCUCUGCACAGUGCCGAUAGCAGUCCAAGGAGUGUAACGAAGUUCCCAGCAGGUCUUGGAACAGAUCCUGAGUCUGAGGCCUGGGUCAAUGCCCUACUGGGCCGUAUCUUCUGGGACUUCCUCAGGGAGAAGUAUUGGGCUGAUAUGGUCUCCAAAAAGAUCCAAAUGAAGCUGAGUAAGAUCCGGCUGCCAUACUUUAUGAACGAGUUGACGCUGACUGAGCUGGACAUGGGCAUGGCUAUUCCCAAGAUUCUUAAGGCCUACAAACCAUCAGUGGACCAUCAAGGUCUGUGGUUUGACUUGGAGAUCUCAUAUACUGGUUCUUUCCUGAUGACCCUGGAGACUAAGAUGAAUUUGGCCAGGCUUGGAAAGGAGGGAGAGAGCUUUGGAGAACAAGGAAAAGAGGGACCACGUACAUACUGCCUGGCUGACAGCGAUGAGGAGUCAUCCAGUGCUGGAUCAUCUGAUGAGGAAGAUCCAGCAGAAGUACCUGAAAUGCCCGGGACAGAAGGUUUCGUUGGAGGACACCGGCCGAGCAAGAUCAUGCGCUUUGUUGACAAGAUUGCAAAGUCCAAGUAUUUCCAGAAGGCCACGGAGACAGAGUUCAUAAAGAAGAAAAUGGAAGAGAUGUCUAACACUCCUCUUCUCCUCACAGUAGAGGUGCAAGAGUGCCAUGGCACACUGGCCAUCAACAUUCCACCACCUCCUACAGACAGAAUAUGGUAUGGUUUCAGAAGACCUCCUCACCUAGAGCUGAAAGCCCGACCUAAACUUGGUGAGCGGGAGGUCACGUUUGCGCAUGUAACUGACUGGAUUGAGAAAAAACUGGAUCAGGAGUUUCAGAAAAUAUUCGUCAUGCCAAAUAUGGACGACGUUUGGUUACCCAUCAUGCACUCAGCCAUGGACACACGGUCCAGCGUGAACUUAGCUACUGUGACAGCCGAUGCCUUGAAAGAUGCGGCUCUCUCGGACCUUGAACAAACUGCGGAUGACUUUUGAACACUGAUAAAAAAAUGUUGUAUGAGACAACCAAGGGCACUUGUUCUAUUAUGUUCUUAGAUGAAGGUUAGUUGGAAACAUGAGUGUGUCUAAAUGCCUAGCGGUAGACUAAAGCAUUUCUAUUAGACCUUGGACUGAUUGAAGUUCUGCUGAAUAAUGCUUUACAAGCAGAGGCAGUUCUGGCAGUGAUGAAUAAAUUUUUGGUCAUUAAAACAUACAUCCUUGGAUUAAAGUCAGCUAUGGCUACAGCAAACAUCUGGGUUGGAGACCCCUUAUACAUUCACUGACCAUUUUAUUAGGAACACCUGCUUGUAUAGGCAACCAUUCAAUUAGCCAAUUAUGAGGCAGCAGCACAAUGCAUAAAAUACUGCAUAACAUCAUGCAGAGACAGAUCAAAUCGGACUGGAGAAGAAUGUGAUCUCUGUAACUGUGGCGUUGUCUUUGGUGCCAGACAGACUAAGUCGUGUAUUUCAGUAUUUACUCUUGGGAUUUUCACAAACAGACCAGUCCCCAAAGAUUACACAAAUUGUUGUAAAAAAGAAAUAAAAGGCUUGUUGUUCAGAGAAGUCUGAGUGUAAUAAUCAGACUGGUUUAAGCCGUUCGGGGACUACUGCAGUAAAAAUAACCCCUUUUUCCAACCGUGAUGAGCCGAAAAGCAUCUCGGAAUUCACCUGUUGGUGGAUGAGUACAGGAACAGAAGACCACACUGCGACACUUUUCUCAGAAAAGAACUGAAACUGUUUUUGUUCAGUUUUGGUUAACCGAAUCUCUUCAUCUGGAUGCUUUUUUGUGUUGUGCUGCUGCCACACGAUUGGUCGAUGGUAUAACUUUUAAAUAAGCUGUCAGAUGAGUGUAUUUGUUUGCACCUACUUUUGUGUGAUAGAUACAGAUGGUCUCUGGUAUGUCCGAAGCUUUUUACCUCAUUCCUUUGCAAGCCGUUGUGGAAGGACAACCAAGAUAUACUCAUGCCACUCUUUUCAAAUAGUGUCCCUUGCUAGUGGCUUUUGAUAUGAUGGUCCUGAGUGUGUGCCACUUUCAGCAUUCUUUUAAAUAAUGUAAACUACUGAGAGUAUGUUGGUGGAUUGUUGUGUAUACCAUUAUUAUUAAUUGCUUUGUGCAAAUGUGCUUUCUCAAGGAAACCAAUACCAUAUAGACGCCAACCUUUACAACUUUGCUGCCUGAGUCAUCUGUGUCUAUACGAUUAUGCAAUUAGAUCAAUUUCACUGUGUUCAAGGACACCAGCUAAUACCCCAUCUGCCCCAGCAGUGGCACUACCCGAGCUGGCUAAUUGAUUACAUACAAACAAGGCGCUUUCUCUCGAGUUCGACUUCUUCAAUUAAUCCUUUCUGGAACUGGCUGAAAAACGAACUACGCACUACUGUCUUUGAUAUGGACUUGUAUGCCAUUGUGCAAUAUGGAGAAGCCAUUUGAAUGUAUAAAUCAUUAUCUGAUCGUCGCAGCUUAUGGGUUUUGUUAUGGAUGAUGUGAUUUCAAGAUUUGCAAAUAUUUAAAAUUUGUUUUUCAAUGUUGUGUCAGUUUGUGUUGACAAACAAAUGUGUUGUUUUAUCCAGAUUGUAGUUGUAACUAUGCUUUUAAUGAUGUGAUUGAACAUGCAGACCAGGGCUGCUCAGUCUUACCUGCACACAGCUAGAAUGGCUGCAAGUUCUCAUUCCAACUAAGCUCAAGCCACACCUCAUUCCACUUAUUUAAGCUGUUGAUCUUUACUUAAUGAUUAGGUGUGGCUCCUAUUUGGGAGGCUUGAAAGCCUGCAGCCACAUCAGCCAUUUGUAGAAACUAUGAAAAUAUGAUUGAUUUUCAAGUCCAGUCCCAGGGGGCUUCAAACAACAGAUCUCAUGGUGGUUUAUCUUCUCACCCACCUUUAUUACAAUCCACAAUUACAUUUUACUUUUAUAAAGCAGAAAUCAGGACCUUCAGGACACUGAACAUCUUGGACUGGACUUAUAUGAACUAUAUUUGAGAUCGUCCACUACCCCUAGGCACAGUGAUUACCAAAAAUUCCACCCAAGUUCGCAUCAAUAUAAUUACAGAAAGCUUGUAGAGAUCAGCUACCAGCACCCAGUGUUGGGAAACAAAAAUAAAGACAAAUCCUUUAUCCACAAAAGCACCACCACAAAAAUGAACCUAACAGGACUGGUCUUUAAAGUUAUGGUCACAUCAGUGUUUGUUGUUUUCCUUAAUGCUCUUCAAAAUGCAUUAAACGUGUCAAAGAACUGUCUAUUUAUGCUAACAAACACCUACAACAUUUCCGUGCUAUUGUUUGUAAAAAAAAAAUCCAGGCCAAUGUUAGAUGUGUGCUUCUCUAUGCCAAACCCAAUCGUACUCUUUUGCACAUUAUGAAAGCAAUUGCUGUUUUAAGUGCUUGUGUUCGACCAUUCUGUGACAAUGGUAAUGUGUGGGGGUGUAUAAAUGCUUUUGGUAAAAUUA